Molecule: messenger RNA, 2710 nt
Organism: Peromyscus eremicus (cactus mouse)
Lineage: Eukaryota; Metazoa; Chordata; Mammalia; Rodentia; Cricetidae
Gene: Padi2
Product: peptidyl arginine deiminase 2
Exons: 16
Coding region: 71-2068 (665 amino acids)
Cellular component (GO): cytoplasm
Molecular function (GO): calcium ion binding; protein-arginine deiminase activity
Source: RefSeq, a predicted model, not a curated record
GCGCUCACCUGUAGCAGGUGCUCAGAACCCAGAGCAGCGGGGAAGACAGCGGGCUCUGCGGGGUGAUAAGAUGCUGCGGGAGCGGACGGUGCGGCUGCUGUACGGGAGCCGCGUGGAGGCGGUGUACGUGCUGGGCACGCACCUCUGGACCGAUGUCUACAGUGCAGCCCCUGCUGGAGCCAAAACUUUCAGCCUGAAGCACUCGGAGGGGGUGAAGGUGGAGGUGGUCCGUGACGGGGAGGCCGAGGAGGUGGUCAGCAAUGGCAAGCAGCGCUGGGCCCUCUCGCCCAGCACCACAUUGCGGCUCAGCAUGGCCCAGGCCAGCACAGAGGCCAGCAGCGACAAGGUCACUGUCAACUACUAUGAUGAAGAGGGCAACGCCCCCAUUGACCAGGCUGGGCUCUUCCUCACAGCCAUCGAGAUCUCGCUGGAUGUGGACGCGGACCGGGACGGCGAGGUGGAGAGGAACAACCCUAAGAAGGCGUCCUGGACCUGGGGUCCUGAGGGCCAGGGGGCCAUCCUGCUGGUGAACUGUGACCGAGACACGCCCUGGUUGCCCAAGGAGGACUGUAGUGAUGAAAAAGUCUACAGCAAGCAAGACCUCAAGGACAUGUCUCAGAUGAUCUUGCGGACCAAAGGCCCUGACCGCCUGCCCGCCGGCUAUGAAAUAGUCCUCUACAUUUCCAUGUCGGACUCGGACAAAGUGGGCGUGUUCUACGUGGAGAACCCGUUCUUCGGCCAGCGCUACAUUCACAUCCUGGGCCGGCAGAAGCUCUACCACGUGGUGAAGUACACAGGUGGUUCUGCGGAGUUGCUGUUCUUCGUGGAAGGUCUCCGUUUCCCCGAUGAGAGCUUCUCAGGCCUGGUCUCCAUCCACGUCAGUCUGCUGGAGUAUAUGGCCGAGGGCAUCCCAUUGACACCCAUCUUCACAGACUCGGUGAUGUUCCGGAUUGCACCGUGGAUUAUGACCCCCAACAUUCUGCCUCCCAUCUCGGUGUUCGUGUGCUGCAUGAAGGACAAUUACCUGUUCCUGAAAGAGGUGAAGAACCUGGUGGAGAAAACCAACUGUGAACUGAAAGUCUGUUUCCAGUACAUGAAUCGCGGAGACCGCUGGAUCCAGGAUGAAAUCGAGUUUGGCUACAUUGAGGCACCCCACAAAGGCUUCCCAGUGGUGCUGGACUCCCCUCGAGAUGGAAAUCUGAAGGACUUCCCUAUUAAGCAGCUCCUGGGCCCAGAUUUCGGCUAUGUGACCCGGGAGCCCCUCUUUGAGAAUGUCACCAGCCUCGACUCCUUUGGGAAUCUGGAGGUCAGUCCCCCCGUGACGGUGAACGGCAAGACAUACCCUCUUGGCCGGAUCCUCGUCGGGAGCAGUUUCCCUCUGUCCGGAGGCCGGAGGAUGACCAAGGUGGUGCGUGACUUUCUGCAGGCCCAGCAGGUGCAGGCUCCUGUGGAACUCUACUCCGACUGGCUGACUGUGGGCCACGUAGAUGAGUUUAUGACCUUCGUCCCCAUCCCAGGCACAAAGGAAUUUCGGCUGCUCAUGGCCAGCACCUCAGCCUGCUACCAGCUCUUCCGAGAGAAGCAGAAGGAAGGCCAUGGGGAGGCCAUUAUGUUCAAGGGCCUGGGGGGCAUGAGCAGCAAACGAAUCACCAUCAACAAGAUCCUGUCCAAUGAGAGCCUCACGCAGGAAAACCAGUACUUCCAGCGCUGCCUGGAUUGGAACCGUGACAUCCUCAAGAAGGAGCUGGCACUGACUGAAAGGGACAUCAUUGACCUGCCCGCUCUGUUUAAGAUGGAUGAAGACCGCCAGGCCAGGGCUUUCUUCCCUAACAUGGUGAACAUGAUUGUGCUGGACAAGGACCUGGGCAUCCCCAAGCCUUUCGGGCCCCAGAUAGAGGAGGAGUGUUGCCUGGAGACACAUGUUCGAAGCCUACUGGAGCCCCUGGGCCUUGCCUGCACUUUCAUUGAUGACAUCUCUGCCUACCACAAGUUCCUGGGAGAGGUGCAUUGUGGCACCAACGUCCGCAGGAAGCCCUUCACCUUCAAGUGGUGGCACAUGGUGCCCUGACUGGCAGGGGCCCUGGCCCUCCCUCUUCCCCUGUAAUCUCCAGGUCCUUCCUGUGCCCCCAAGUCCUCCCCCUUCAAGAAGUGGGUGGGAUUGGGGGGUACUUGUGCCUUGUCGUCCCUGGCUAAGGGUCUCAGUGUCCACUGGAGUCAUCCCCAGGAAGCCCAACCAUCCCCCUGGAAAUAGCUGGACUCAUGAUUAGUGUGCAGAGCUCUGGCAGGUAAAACCAGACUUCAUGUAGUCAGACCGUUCCUCAAGAAUUCUCAGCCUCUGUUCUAGAUCAGAACGAAGGGAGAAAGAAAGGAGGUUCUGAGGUCACUGGGUCUUCCAGCACCAUUCUCUGAUAGGUAGACCACGGGGCCAGGGUCCUGGUGUACCUUGGACAGCACCAUCAUCUCCCAUUCGCCUCCCUCCAACCAUUCAUUCCUCAUUCACCCUCUCCUGGCUUCCUGGACACAGAGUCCCCACUCCCUGAGGGUCCAAUCGUUCUGCUUAGAAUCUUCUGGAAAUAGAUCUUAGCCAAAGAGAGUUCUUCACCCGCUGUGGAUGCAGGCUGCCCAAAUUUGGGGGGGGGGCUGUAGUGAUAUAUUGUGUACCCUCAUAAACUUGCAUGGGGAUCGGAGGACAGAGCCAGCCACUAGAUUA